CGUCACGUUUUAGAAGCCAAUCAACGCCCCGCCGAGAGGAUCUCCCCGCCUCUACCUGACCCUGACUCCGCCCACUUUGUGAUCCGGUGUACUGAUGGCGGCGGCAGGACCAGGGAGCCCCCUGCGGGUGGGAUGUAUCGGAGCCGGCAAGAUGGCUCGGGGAGUGCUGGGCGGCCUCAUCGUCAGCGGUAACGGAGCGGUACCGGACACGUGCACCGGGAAGGUCCCUGGUCAGGACAUCACCGUAAGUGCCCCCAGUGACACCAACCUGCAGUACUUCCGGGAUCACGGCUGCAACACGACCCACUCCAACAUCAGCGUCCUGUACGGGGCCAAGGUGGUCUUCCUGGCGACGAAGCCGCACAUCAUCCCACAGGUCCUGGUGGAGAUCUCGUCCGCCAUCACCAGCGAUCAUGUAAUUGUUUCUAUGGCGGCGGGGGUGUCUCUACAGACCCUCAAGAACCUGGUCCCCAGUGGAGCCCGAAUUCUCCGUAUGGGCGCCAACCUGCCAUGUGUGAUCCAGCAGGGGGCGAUGGUGUUCGCUCGGGGCCCCGGUGUUGACCAGGAUGAGGCGGACAUGUUGAAGGAUCUCCUGUCUGUGUGCGGGAUGUGUGAGGAGGUCCCGGAGUCCUACAUGGAUAUUCACACAGGAAUCAGCGGCAGCGGUGUAGCGUAUGUGUACUUGUUUGCAGAGGCGUUGAUGGACGGAGCGGUGAAGAUGGGAAUGCCCCCCGCCAUAUCAAGCCGAAUCGCCGCCCAGACGCUUCUGGGGGCUGCAAAAAUGAUCCUGGAGACGGGCGAGCACCCGGCAAAGCUCCGCUCCGAUGUCUGCACCCCCGGCGGGACCACCAUACACGCCCUCCAUGAACUGGAGAAGGGAGGUUUGAGAGCAGCGGUGAUGAACGCCGUGGAGGCCGCAACCAAUAGGGCGAGAGAAAUGGACAAGGACUAGUGGCGGCCGCCAUGUUCUUGCCGUAUGUUGUGUAGACGCGGAUAUGAUUGUUACGUCUUCUAUUUCUCUAUUGUUGUUGUUUUAUUUUUUUUGUUACAAACUUAGUGUAAACGUUUCAAUAAAAACGUUCCGAUUAGGGACCAAAGGGA
Messenger RNA from Hyla sarda, 1101 nucleotides. RefSeq names its product pyrroline-5-carboxylate reductase 3 (gene PYCR3). Gene Ontology annotation, molecular function: pyrroline-5-carboxylate reductase activity. Lineage: Eukaryota; Metazoa; Chordata; Amphibia; Anura; Hylidae. The transcript has 6 exons. Gene Ontology annotation, biological process: L-proline biosynthetic process. The record is from RefSeq and is a predicted model, not a curated record. The coding region runs from base 95 to 952 and encodes 285 amino acids.